Messenger RNA from Rhagoletis pomonella (apple maggot), 695 nucleotides. RefSeq names its product biogenesis of lysosome-related organelles complex 1 subunit 5-like. Gene Ontology annotation, cellular component: transport vesicle; BLOC-1 complex. Bases 87 to 695 code for a protein of 202 amino acids. The record is from RefSeq and is a predicted model, not a curated record. The transcript has 4 exons. Lineage: Eukaryota; Metazoa; Arthropoda; Insecta; Diptera; Tephritidae.
AGUUACUCGCUUGUGGACAAUGUGGAUUGUAUUAAAUUUUAUAACACGUCUGUUUUAUAAAAUGACAUUUCUCAUGUGACAGGAAAAUGUUGAGACUGUUGGGACGAGAUAUAUUGAACGCACAACUGCGCAUUUUAGAUCACCGGUCGUUUACAAAUGGAGAAGUAAAUAAUUUCCUUAAUGAAUUUGAGUUGAAGCGCAACGAGUGCGAAGUAGAAAAUCUUUUCAAAGUGACCGAAAUUACAGGCGACCUUAAAUACGAUUUGUUUGGACGCUGUGAUAUUUUGAGCACAAGACAUUUAGGACAACUUAAUCGAGAAGUAAAUGAUGUAUUACUUGGUGUAGAAGAGUUUCUUAACAAAGUCCAAUCGGGGAAGAAGGUAGGUAUUAACAUUACAAGGGCCGAGUUAUUGCUAAUAUCGGGAAAAUCGCGCGAUUUUUUAUUAAAAAUUUUCAUUAUCAAAUCAUACGUUUUCUACAUUUGUGUACUUUUAUUAUUAACUAACACUUCGGACGAUUACCACGAUGCCAAAGUAGCGAAGUUACUCGACAUCGCCGCAUCGUCGCGUACUAUUCAAGGCGAACUAUACAAGAACUCUUGUGAUAUUGACCGCGAUCCAUCAAUGCUACACGGCACGAUCCAGGAUGGGAAUCCAAAUAUCGCGAUCCGUAUUGAUGGUAAGACAGGCGCCUAA